Messenger RNA from Hylaeus volcanicus, 2777 nucleotides. RefSeq lists its product as uncharacterized. The record is from RefSeq and is a predicted model, not a curated record. NCBI's taxonomy places the organism in Eukaryota, Metazoa, Arthropoda, Insecta, Hymenoptera, Colletidae. The transcript is spliced from 11 exons. The coding region runs from base 546 to 1826 and encodes 426 amino acids.
CCAACUCGUAUCACAUAAUUAAAUUGUGAAUAAUGCAACGCAACGUGUUUUUUUUUUUCUUCACUAUUUCAAAACACGUAUGAAAUUAUUAACAUUUCCUUCUCAUAACAAAUACGCAACGACAUAUAUAAAAACGUUACCGUAAAAAUUUUGAUGUUUUUUUUUGGAUUUGACUAGGACUGUAAAUUCUAUUCAUAGUCAAGUUGGUAACGAAAACUGUAUACCGUUAGUAAUACAUUAUUAAAAAGUCCAUCCACGAUGUUCUUUUGAACCUUUUUUUUGUGAAAUUGUUUGAAUGUGCUUUAAUUUUCAAACAGUGAUACAAAUGACAAUAAUGAAAUGUAAAAUUGAAAAAAGUAACAAAUGGAUUGUUGUUUUUUUUAGUGGGUUAGGCAUUAGUGUGUUUCGUAAGCCAAGACAGUGUGGGACGAUCCUAUAUCUGCUUGCCUUAUACGGUUUUUGAAAAAAAAAUAGCAGCAUUCUAGUAAGAAUUAAACAAGUGUACUAAGUAAUGUAAGUCUUUAUUUAAAAUUCUGAAAACAGUUAUGUGUACGUUGGAUGCUUGUCUUUCACAAAAAAAAAGAUUUUUAGAUCAUGUAGAACAUUGUUUAUUCCAUUGUUCUUACAAUAGUUGCACACUAAAUAAUAUGUAUUAUUUACCUCCACAUGAGAAUCCUGAGAUACUACACAAACUUGGACAAAUAUUCCAGCCGGAAGAAAACUCUGAGUCUGGGACACACGUCGAACGCUCGAACCAUACUCGAGAAACGGACCACACACAUCAAGAAAACGAAUUUCAUUUUAUACGACAGUAUGCAAAAUAUCAAGAAACUAUACCGAUUUCAACUUUAUAUAAAGUUAUACUUCAUAUUGUUUAUGAAUUGAUUCAAAUUGAUCAACCAACAACAUUGAUUCUUCAAAAACAUGAAAGGAAAUUAACGUAUGACAUUUUACAAAAAGGAAUCGGUUUAUGUCGUUUUUAUUUAAACACUUCUUGGUCUUACUUGAUGGGUUAUUCAAGGCGGUAUUUUUUAGUUCAUCUUUUACAACAGUUAAAUUCUUCUGAUAUGCAUCAACAUACGACUGUUGAAUUCAAUACAACUGACGAAAAUUUUGGCAUUGGUGAUCAAUUUUAUUAUCUAUCCGACCUGGUACAAAAUUGGGUAUUGAAACAAACAAAUAAUAUUCCACAGAGUCCUCAUUCCUGUGAACAAACCGCACUAUACAGAAAUCAAUCAAAUAACUUACUAAUUGAUUCUUCUGUUUCCAAACCAAAUGACAAACACGUAGAGAAAAAUGGAAGUGAUACUAUUACUGAAUCUUUUUCAAAAAAAAAACCUACAUUCUCAUUUCAAGUCACAGUAGAGGAUAUUCAAAGUGUGUUACAUGACUUAUUUCCUAAUCGUUCUACGGAAGACAACAAAAUUUUAACUAAAAGUUCUAGCCAGCAUGAUGAACAUCACCAGGUAUCAACUGCUAUUUUAAAAGAGAAUUUUCCAAUCCAAGGAGAUCCAAAGAAAACUUUUACGGGAAAUGAAGGCAUUGAAGGAGAAACGGAGCAAUUUUUAUAUGAAUCAGUACAGGCAAUGAUAUCUAUCGCACAACGUUAUGGUACAUUGUUAAAUAAGGAUAACAAGGUCCUUGACGCUGCUGCAAUCUCCACUCAGUCUUACAUUUUGAAAACCUAUGAUGCUGUAAACAAUUUAAAAAUUUUUACAUGGGGAAAUCAACUAAAUUUUAUGACAGAAAUCUUUUUGUUUUUAGCUUCCCUUGUAGUUUUUUGUGUGAUUUUUCCCUUCAUUUUUUCAACAAUUGCAUUGGCGUAACACAUAAACUCUUGUAUUUUACUGCACUUUGUGUUGAAGCGAAAAACUAGUGUUUCUAAUGGUAUAAUAACUUCUUGUUCAAGUGAUCAAUUUCUUUUAGCUCAAAACAUAAUGUCAGAAAUGAUCUUUUUAAUUCAUGUAACUGUUAAAAAUGAAAAAAUCAAUAACAUUUCAUCUAAUGAUUUUUUUUUAAUAAAUGUGGGAGUUUUAUUGCCUAAAGGCUACAUUGGAUUUCAAAUACAAUAUUUCUGUUGUACCAGUUUUCAUAAUAAGCCAGGGUGCUGUCAUUAACACAAGUUUUUUGCUUCAACUGUAACAAAGUGGUAAUGAUAAAAUCGGAAGUGACACAAAACGACGAUGUACCAGUUGUAUGGGAAGAUCAAGAAAAAAUUAAUGAAUUUUCCUGUUUAGUUAUAGAGGCAAGAGAAAUUUCUGAUCGAAUCGUUCAUUGCAAAGAAGAAGUACAACAAUUGAAGGAUGCUGACGAAGAGCUUCUUGUUUGUAUAAAUCCUGACAUUUCACUUUUGAAAAUUGGAGAAACGUUUUACAAGGAAAAGGAGAGUACAAUUCAAAAAUCGAUUCAACGAUUAAUACAAGAGAAAGAGCAAGAAAUACGGGAACAUGAAACUAAAAAAGCUCAUGUAGAAGAACAAAUGAAACAGCUUAAGGCUUCGCUUUAUGCUAAAUUUGGAAGUAAAAGAAUUAAUUUGGAUACACAAUAACUUUUCUAGACGCCGAAAAGAAUUUAUCAAGCAUUUUUUAUCAUGUGGAAAAUUAAGCAGCUUAAAUUUUUUUACUUGAAGAAUAUUUGUAGAGAAGACAAUAAAACUAAAAAGAACUUGUUAAAGAUUUUUUUUUUCGUUGAGAAAGAAAACAUUUGUUCACUGCCUUGUAUGAACAAGUGUGAUAAUUUUAGGAAUUUAAUUUUUUUUUUGGGUUUCUUGAUUAAAA